AUGUCCCCCCAGUCACUGCGUGCACAUGUAGGAGAAACAAUUAAUGUGACUUGCCCAGCCCGUAAUUCUGGGCCGGGAACCAGAAAGUUUGUCUGUAAGAAACCAUGCGGUGGGAAUGACGUCAGCAUCAAGUCUGAUCAGCCAUCGCAUGGGAGAUACACAGUGGAGAACUCAGAAACAGGACAGUUCAUUGUGACCAUCAGUAAACUGCAGAAGUCAGAUGCUGGGACAUACCGGUGUGGAGUGGGCGGCUUUAUGUAUCAUGACGUGGAUGUCACAGUUGUGGGCGAUGAUGAAAUUACCACUUCUGUUUUGAAGACGACUACUCAGCCCGCUGUGACAGAUCAUACAGGUGAGAGGUUUGUGAUGUCCCCCCAGUCACUGCGUGCACAUGUAGGAGAAACAAUUAAUGUGACUUGCCCAGCCCGUAAUUCUGGGCCGGGAACCAGAAAGUUUGUCUGUAAGAAACCAUGCGGUGGGAAUGACGUCAGCAUCAAGUCUGAUCAGCCAUCGCAUGGGAGAUACACAGUGGAGAACUCAGAAACAGGACAGUUCAUUGUGACCAUCAGUAAACUGCAGAAGUCAGAUGCUGGGACAUACCGGUGUGGAGUGGGCGGCUUUAUGUAUCAUGACGUGGAUGUCACAGUUGUGGGCGAUGAUGAAAUUACCACUUCUGUUUUGAAGACGACUACUCAGCCCGCUGUGACAGAUCAUACAGGUGAGAGGUUUGUGAUGUCCCCCCAGUCACUGCGUGCACAUGUAGGAGAAACAAUUAAUGUGACUUGCCCAGCCCGUAAUUCUGGGCCGGGAACCAGAAAGUUUGUCUGUAAGAAACCAUGCGGUGGGAAUUGA
Chanos chanos (milkfish) is the source of this 852-nucleotide messenger RNA. RefSeq names its product polymeric immunoglobulin receptor-like. Bases 1 to 852 code for a protein of 283 amino acids. Lineage: Eukaryota; Metazoa; Chordata; Actinopteri; Gonorynchiformes; Chanidae. The record is from RefSeq and is a predicted model, not a curated record. The transcript has 5 exons. Gene Ontology annotation, cellular component: plasma membrane. Gene Ontology annotation, molecular function: transmembrane signaling receptor activity.